CGACGACAACGAACAAUAAAGUUGUGUUUGUCUAUGAUGACGUAGCUGUCAUGGCGGCGCCCGUGGAAAGCUCCGGCUGGUUUCCUGCUCUAGCAAUCGCAGUUUCUCUGCUGAAGUGUCUUUUUAUCAACGCAUAUCAUUCGACGGACUUCGAAGUACACAGGAACUGGCUGGCCAUCACCCAUAGCUUACCGGUAUCCAGGUGGUACUACGAGAACACCUCUGAAUGGACGCUGGACUACCCGCCGCUGUUCGCCUGGUUCGAGUACGGCCUCUCGCAGGCCGCGGUGCACUUCGACCGGGGAAUGCUGGUGGUGGAGAACCUGAACUACGCCAGCCCCGCCACCAUUCUCUUCCAGAGGCUGUCCGUCGUCUUUGCCGACCUGGUGUUCAUCUACGCUGUGAAAGAGUGCUGCACUACUGUCAGAGAAGAGAAAGCCGCCAAGGACCUGUUGAGGCGUCCGUGUUUCGUACUGGCUGUGCUUCUGCUGUGGAACUUCGGCCUCUUCAUCGUUGAUCAUAUUCAUUUCCAGUACAACGGGUUCUUGUUCGGCUUCCUGCUUCUCUCAGUGGCGCGGCAUCUACAGGCCAGGCACCUGGAGGGGGCGCUGUGGUUCUCCAUCGUGCUCAACUUGAAGCACAUCAACCUGUAUGUGGCUCCGGCCUAUGGCAUCUACCUGCUGAGAUGCUUCUGUUUCACCCAGGACAACACAGACAGCUCUUUGAGAUGGAGGAGCUUCAGCCCGGUCCGUCUCGUGUCUCUGGGGGCCGUCGUCCUCUCCGUCACCGCGGCGUCCUUCGGGCCCUUCGUUGCCAUGGGCCAGCUUCCCCAGGUCCUGUCCAGGCUCUUCCCCUUCAAGAGGGGCCUCUGCCACGCCUACUGGGCCCCCAACUUCUGGGCCCUCUACAACGUCCUGGACAAGGCCCUGUCCAUGUUGGGUGUGCGUCUGGGGCUGCUGGACGUGGCCGGUCUCCCCAAGGCGUCGAUGACGGGCGGCCUGGUGCAGGAGUUCCAGCACGCGGUGCUGCCCUCGGUGGCCCCCCCCGCAGCGCUGCUCUGCACCCUGCUGGCCAUGCUGCCGGCCCUGUGGUGCGUGUGGCGGCGGCCGUGCGGUGGGCGGGGCUUCCUGCGCUGCCUGGUGCAGUGCGCCCUGGCCUCCUUCAUGUUCAGCUGGCACGUUCACGAGAAGGCCGUGCUGCUGGCCGUCCUGCCCCUCAGUAUCCUGGCUGUUGAAAGCAGACGGGAUGCUGGGAUAUUCCUGAUGCUGGCCACUACGGGCCAUUACUCCCUGUUCCCACUGCUGUUCACCCCAGCAGAGUUUCCCAUUAAGGUCCUGCUGAUGCUGUUGUUCACCAUCUACUCCUUCACUGCUUUGAGAAACCUUUUCAGUGGAGAGGGUUCCUUGCUUCAUCCUCUGGAAGCCCUCUACCUUCUGGGCCUGGUCGCCGUGGAGGUCCUCUGCGAGGUCGUCUUUCCUCUGUCGCCGUGGCAGCAGACCCUGCCCUUCGUCCCCCUGCUGGUGACAUCCGUGUACUGCGCCCUGGGCGUCUCCUAUUCGUUUGUCCGACUUUACGUCUCCCUUCUGACACAGGAAGUUACUGAAAAAACCAAACGUCUUUAACAAUGCUGCUGUGAGCGAAAAUAUCUAGUUCUCUUUAAAAAACAUACAUGCAUUGUGUAGUGUUGUACAUAAUUUGUAUAGAAUUCUCAUGAAUCCGAUGGGACUUGGUGUUGCUGUAGCAACCGAAUCCUCAAGCAUAUCAAGGACCAGUGGUUGACGAUGGAUCAAUGAUAGGCAAUUAGAAUUAUUUGCCAUUUCUAAGAAUCAAUUUUAUAUUUGCAAUUUUGUGAUUAAAUAUGCUAUUUGAUACA
Molecule: messenger RNA, 1873 nt
Organism: Gadus macrocephalus (Pacific cod)
Lineage: Eukaryota; Metazoa; Chordata; Actinopteri; Gadiformes; Gadidae
Gene: alg8
Product: ALG8 alpha-1,3-glucosyltransferase
Exons: 13
Coding region: 51-1622 (523 amino acids)
Biological process (GO): protein N-linked glycosylation
Cellular component (GO): endoplasmic reticulum membrane
Molecular function (GO): dolichyl pyrophosphate Glc1Man9GlcNAc2 alpha-1,3-glucosyltransferase activity
Source: RefSeq, a predicted model, not a curated record